AUGCCCGUAAGCCUCGCGUCGACGGGCGGACAGGAUUGCGGGGUAGGCGGAGGGUUCGCGGUCGGGUUACGCGGCGCGCACUCCAGCGCUCGCGCCAACGCGGGGGAGAUUAAGGACGAUCAGGAGAGCGGAAUCGCGGACGGGGGGUGCAACGAGACGGCCAGAUCUAGCGAGAGCAGCGGCGACGGCGGGGGCGGCGGUGGCGGCGGAAGCAGCGGGGGGGACGAUGAUGCGGGCGGACACGUGCUGAAGCACGCGAGAGAAGCCCCGCCGAUGGCCGACGGGCGGAGAUCCAUUGGCGCGCGCGGAAGCAGCGGCGGGUGGGGCGGCGCGGGCGCGCGCGCGUCGUCGUCCCCCGGCGGGCCAGGGGGAAGCGGAAACAUCGGCGGGAGUUCAAGGCGCGGGGGCUCUGGCGCAGGGGGGGCAGGCGGAGGGGGAGGCGGAGGGGGAGGCACGGGGCCGGGAGCGGAGUGGGGGGGAGCGAGUCACUGUAUAUUUGUGGAGCUGGAUCGAGUGGUGCUAUACUGUGCUGCAUGCGGGGAGUAUGUGGUAGAUGGUGACUUUAACACAUGUGUGAUUAAUGCGGUGGGGGGUAUGGGUGGCGUGGAAGGGCCAACUCUUGCUUGCCUCCCUGCUGCUGCAGCUCCAGGAGAAGCAGCAGAAACCACAGGAGCAGCGGCAGCAGCAAGAGCAAGCGAAGUGGGAGCGGGGGAGGGGAGGGGAGGAGGCGCUAUUGUGCAGGUUGCGUGGACAGCACCUGAGGAGGGGAUGAUGGGGAAGAAGAAGGGAGCGCGCAAGGAGGGAGUGAUAAAAGGGGGCAUACUGAAAGAAGGGGUAUUGACAAUGGCUGCAAUGCCAUCAAUGGGCUUGGGGGGAAGAACCACCCGGUUGCUACUUCCAGCUGGGCCUCAGGGCUCAGGUGAAGACCUGUGUGGGUAUUCACCUGAGAAUUCACCUGAGAUUGACGCGGAGUCGGAUGGGAGAGCAGUGCAGUUGCAGCGGGCGGAUGGCACGGCUGUGAGUGUGAGUGGGAGUGAGCGAGGCAGCAGUUUCGCCGGUAGUGACAGCGCUGGCAUGACCAGUGCUGGUGCUGAUGCUCAUGCUCAUGCUGAUGAUGAUGCUGAUGUUGAUGCUACUGCUGGUGCGGGUGGUGACUUUCCUCCUGCUCCUGAGAAUAAUAACCCAGGGGGUGGGGGCUUCGGUGCGGCUGUGGUUCGGAUGGAGGAGGGCAGGGGCGAGGGGGCGGAGGGGGAUGGGGAUGAGGUGAGGGAAGAGAGGGAGGAAGAAGGGCAGGAGGGGGGAGAGGAGGGGGAGGAGGAGGAGGGUAAGGAGCAAGCGGAGGAGGAAUUGGAGGAGGAUGAGGAGGGGUUGCAGGGUGAUGCUGAGUGGAAUGGUGGUGAUAGGGGUGCCGUAGGAGGAGGAGGAGGAGGAGGAGGAGGAGGAGGAGGAGGAGGAGGAGAAGGAGGAGGAGGAGGGGUAAGUGGAAGGGAGGCUCUGCUGGGGGAGGGGAAGAGCAAGAAAGUGAGAGAAAGGGGAGGUGAUGGGAAGAAAAGGGGACGGGGCAGUGGGUGGACCGGAGGAGGGGCAGGAGCACAGUCAUUGACAGCAGCAGCAGCAGCAGCAGCAAAUACAGCAACAGCAGCAGAAGCAACAGCAGCAGCAGCAGCAGCAGCAGCAGCAGCAGCAGCAGCAGCAGCAGCAGCAGAUACAGCAACAGCAGCAGCACCAACAGGUGCAGCAGCAACAUCAGCAAGCCCUUGUGCCGCAUGGGAAGGGAAGGUGGGUACAGGUGUGAAUCAGGAGGCGAGGGUAGGGAAAGGCAAGAAGGAGCAGAAAGAGAGGGCGGAGAAGGGGAAGCAGCAGCAGCAGCAGCAGGCGCAGCAGAAUGUGCGGCCACCUUCACCCAGAAUCACUCGCGCUGCUGCCAGGCAGUUGCAGCAAGAGCAGCAGCAGCAGCAGCAGCAGGGCGCAGUGGAAGAGAAGAGGGAGCAGCAGCAGCAGGGGAAGGAAUCCCUGGGGGGGCAGUGGUUGGGAGGGGAAGUGGGUGGGGAGAUAGGGGAGGCGUGGGAAGUGGAGGGACAAGACGAGGAGACUGGGGUGCAGGGACGAGAAGGGAGAGCGGUCAAGGGAAGUAGAGGAGAAGCCAGUAGUAAGGGGAAGGGGAGGAGGAAGGAGCGAGUGAGGGAGAGAGUGAGGGAGAAGGGACGGUUGGAUGCAGCAGAGGUAGAUGUAGGUGCAGUGAGGGGGGAAGGUGAGGAUGAUGCGAUAACAGGAGCCAGAAUGACAGGUGGUUUCCAGGAAGGUGUGGCUGCUGUGCCUCCUCUUCCUCCUCUUCUUGCCGCCGCUGUGAAGAGGCCGAGGUAUGUGGUAACCAGGGAGGGGGGCCACGUGGGACUCGAGGGCGCGAGAGAGAGAGUGAGGGCGGGGGAAGAGACAGUGUCCACAUUAGAGGACGAAUUUGUGGGUUUCAGUGUGCCCAGUAGUAUUAGGGCAGCAGGAGAAGGGAUACGAGUGGGAGUGGGACAGGAGGUGGUGUAUGGGAGAGGAGGGAAACGAGGAGGAGGAGGGGGGUCAGGUGUGGAGGAGGGUGGUGUGGUGGGUAGGAGUGUGAGCACUCGUGGGCGGAGGAGCGGAGCUGCUGUGGUGACCCUGGCAGAUGCGGGUGCUGCAGCGACAGCAACUGAUGCAGCAGCAGUGACGGCAGGAGGAGCAGGAGCAGGAGCAGCAGCAGGAGCAGGAGCAGGAGCAGCAAGAGCAGCAGCAGGUGCAGGAAGGGGAAGGGGAUGGAACUUCAAGAGGGCUGUUAUAGCGCAGUUACGUGGGGAAGCUGAUGGCCUGGGGAAAUUGGGUGGUGUGAGUAGGGGAAGGGAUACAGAGGACCAAGCGGAAGUGGAGGCGGAAGAGGAGGAUGAGGAGGAAGAAGAAGAGGAAGCGGAAGAGGGAGAGAAUUUUGACAAGAGGGGGGUGAGGUUCCAAGAAGCAGCAGGACGAGGGAGGAAGAGGAAGAGGGAGAAGGGGAAGAAGAAGAAGAAGAAGAAGAAGAAGAAGAAGAAGAAAGGGCAGAGGGAUGACGGGGAAGGUACUGUGCAACAAAGACGCCGCUCUGUAGACGUUAGUGGAUUGCACAGUAAAGGGUACAGUAGAGAAAAUGGGAAUAUUAAAGGCCACAGCGAAGGGCACAGCAGAGGACAUGUAAAUGGUCGUUCCCUUGCUCCGGAUGCUUCUGCUCCUCUUUCCUUUCCUCCUUCUCUUCCUCUUUCUCGUGAUGGUUUGGGUGUAAAGCAGCAGGGAGUGGUGGGGGGCGGAGGGGGAGGGGAGGAGGGGCAAGAAGGCCUGGCGGAGGAAACGUUACAGAAGGGGAUGAGCGAGGCAGGGGCGGCAGGGAGGGAGGUGAGGAGGAGACAGAGGAGAGUAGUGGUGAGCGGGCAGCAGGAAGGGGAGGUAGGUGCAUGGGUGGAGGGGUGUGCAGGUGGGGCCCGUAAGGGGAGGGUGAGUGAGGGGAGGGUGAGUGAGGGGAGGGUGAGUGAGGGAAUGGUGAGUGAGGGGAUGUAUUUUAGUGGCAGCAAUGGUGCUGUAGCGGCGAGAGGAGGGGGUGCAAGAAGGAUGAGCAAGGGAAGGCGAGCAGCAGGGGAACGAGACGUGAAAGGAGGUGUGGAGGAGAGCGAUGCAAGGGAAGGUGUAGAGGGAGGUGUGGAGGGGGAGAGUGCGAAAAUCCCCAAGGGGGAAAGUGAGGGAGUGGUGUGGGGCGAGAGUGGGGAAGGGUAUGUGGGUGCGAGUGUGGGUGUGGCAGAGAGAGGCGUUGUAGAAACACGGGAGGUGCACGGGAGGAGAGAGGGGAGGGGCAAGGGCAAGGGAAGCAGGCGGAGGAGUGAGAAUGGGAGGGCGAGCAGGGAGGGGCGGGAGGGACAGGAAGGGCGGGAGGGGCGGGAAGGGCGGGGUCUUAGCACAGGGGAGUUAGAGGUUGGGGGAGGGAGGGUGGGCGGGAGUGUUCUUGCCACGCCUCUAAGAUUGGGAAGUGAAGAGGAUAAGGCUGCGGUUAUUGCAGCGGUGGUGGCGGGGGGAGUGGAAGAGGAGGUGAAAGGGGAAGUGGAAAGGGGUAGGGGAGGGAUAAGAGAGGGAGGAAGGGGAGAUGUUGGGGAGGCGUAUUUUGAGCGUCCUAAGAAGGCCCAGGGGCACAUGACUCCUCCCCUCUCCUGCAACCACAAUCACAACCCCGACAAUGACCCCCACCACAGGCCCAGCCGUGGCUCCCCGGAUCCCCGCGGACUUGAUGCACGCGCCCCUGUCGGCCAGCAGCAGUCGUUUCACAGCGACUCACAUGGUGCCAAUGCCACGCACACCACCAGCAACAACACCAGCAGUGCUGCUGCUGCUGCUGCUGUUGCUGCACCCUCGCACGCAGCACCCCGCCCGUCCCUCAACCCCAUGGCGCCUCACACAAUGCCCACGGCCCACAUGUCCCAUGCGGGCCUUAAAGUUGAUACGGUUUGCAUUUCCCCCACUGCCCAGGGUUUGUGGCGUGUGGGCGAACAGGGGGCGGGAGGGGCGGAAAGGCGACUGGGAGGGGGGAAAUUGUGGGGAAAGGGAAUGGGGGGAGGGCCAAAGGGGGAGGAGGAGAGAGGGGGAAGUGGAGAGGGUGGGUUUGAUGGUGGGAAUGGUGGAGAGGACGAGGAGAGGAAGGAUGAGGAGGAGCUGGGGAGGGAUGGGCAGGGGGAUGGGCUUCGUGCAAGGGUGGAGGAGGGAGGGGGGAUAGUGGGAGGGGAAGGAGAAAGAGUCGGGGGAGGAGAGGCAGGAGGAGGUGCGGUGGCAGCAGCAGAAGCACCGGCAGCAGCAACAGCAGCAGCAGCAGGGGGGGUAGCAGCAGCAGUAGGGCGAGUGCGAGUGGCACCGUAUGUGAAUCCGUGUUUGGAGUGCGAGUUGGAGGGUGUGUUUGCAGCCAUGUUCAGUGGCGAGAGGAGGCCGUUCAGCCCCGGCCAGUUCCUCUAUAGCUGGUGGCGUGUCACGGACAGCUUUGCGAGCUACCAGCAGCAGGACGCGCACGAGUUCUUCAUCGCAACCCUCAACGCUCUCCAUGCUGCCUCCGGCCUCGCCUCGCCCCGCCGCAAACCCGCCCCUCCUGUUGCUGCUGGUGCUGCUGGUGCUUCUGCUGCGUGCCCGCCAUCAGUCACCGAGUGCCCCUGUAUCGUGCACGAGGUGUUUUCUGGGCUGUUGCGAUCAGAUCCCUCACUUGCUCGCAGCAGAGUUGCACGAGGAGCAGCAGCAGCGGCAGCAGCAGCAGCAGCAGCGCCGGGAGUUGAUGCUGCUGCGGCGGCAGCAGCAGCUGGAACAGGGGCCGGCACCCCUGUUGGCUUCUUUGAUGCUGAUGCUGAUGCUGCCACUGCUGCUGCUGGUGAUAUCAUUGGUGAUGGUGCUGCUGCUGCUGCUGCAUUGGGAGAGGGAGGGCUGGGAGGCAGUGGCAGUGCGGAGGGGAGUGGCAGCGGUGGCAGCAGAAGCAGCAGCAACAGCAGCAGCAGGGAGGGCGGACGACAAGCAGGACUGGAAGGGGGAGAGGCAAAGGAGGUGAGAAGAACAGGGGGUGACGGAGGGGAUGGGGAGGAAGGAGACGAAGGAGAGGAAGGAGAGGAAGGGGAGGAAGGGGAGGAUGGAGAGGAAGGAAAUGCAAGAGAGGUGUUGCUGGGAGAUGUGGUGGGGGAAGGAGUGGCCCUGGGGGAGGAAGAGGAGAUGGAAGCGAAUGGAGUGGCAGUGGCUGAAGCAACUGCAGGGGCAGAAGGUGAAGAUAACGUUGCAGUGCAGACUGAUAUGGGGUCAGCCAUGCGAGGGCAAGAAGGGGGUGGGAUGCACUGCUGUGCUCUCCUGCAUGACCCUGCUGCUGCUGCACCUGAGGUUGCUGGGCUUGACAGCAGAGAAGCAGAGGGUGUGGGAGCAGAGGCUGUGGCAGCAGAUGGAGCAGCAGUAGCGGGUGUGGCGAGGCGGGAGAAUUUGGCAGGAGCAGCUGAACGGCGAGCAGAAGGGGAAGGAGCACCUGGGCCACGGAAAGCGUCAGGCACUGCUGCGCUACCACCAUUAGCGCCUCCAGCAGCAGCAGCAGCAGCAGCAGGAAGAGCAGCAACAGGAGCAGGAGCAGCGGGAGCAGCAGCAGCAGGGGGAGCAGCAGCAAAGGAGGAGGGAGCGGUGGCGACGUUGAUAGCAUGUUUGGAUCGGUUCACACACCCGGAGACGCUUGGAGUCAAUGAGAAGUUCUUCUGUGAGGCCUGCCAGAUACGGCAGGAGUCAGUGAAGCAGAUGUCGCUGGCGCGCCUGCCCCUCGUGCUGUGUCUGCACAUCAAGCGCUUUGAGCACUCGCUCUCGCGCAACGCCUCGCGCAAGAUCACGCGCUUCCUGCACUUCCCCCUCGCGCUCGACAUGUCCCCCUACCUCUCCUCCAGCAUCACCCGCAACCGUAACCGUAACCGCGACCGCGACCGCACUGCCUCCCUGCACCCUACGCCCUCCCCUCCGCCCAUUUCCCCUGCUGUCUCCUCUCCUCUGGUCCUCUCCCCCCCGGCAACUUCUCCGCUCGUCUCUCCUCUGCUCGCCACUCCUCCUGUUGCCUCACCUCCUUUCGCCUCUCCUCCUCCACCACCACUCCCACCAGCACCCCCUCCCAAUGCUUCGUGCAAGCUGGCCAGUCCCUCUGAAUUCACUUCUGAACCUCCUCCCGAACCUGCUUCCGCACCUGUUUCCGGGCCUGUUCCUGAACCUACUUCCGAAGCUGUUGUCAAACCUGCUCCCGGGGACUUGGAGAAAGGCGGUAGCAGCAGCAACACAAGCAACAGCAGGGAGGAGGCGCCUGCGCAGGAGGACCCCAGCAGUGACGGGAGAGCCGCGGGGGAAGUCGGCGCGCGCAAUGCCGAUUCCGCCAGAGCGGAGAGCGCAGCAGCCAAUAACACCUUUCCCGCCAACUCUCAUUCCGCUAACACCGCAACCGCAGCCGCAGCUAACGCCGCUUUCCCCCAAGUCGACUUUAUUUAUGCGCGCGAUUACGAGGACAUGGGCCUGAACGCUGGAUCGCUCUUCUUCCGCAGCGCGCCGCGGUUUCUCGAAACCGAUUUCUUCCCCCAUUGGCUGUCCCUCUCGCGGUCGUUCCACAAACGGCAGCUGGAGGAGCAAGGUGCGCUCGCGGACAUGCUCCAACGUGACUAUAAAGGGGUGCGGAGCGCCUCGCUCGCUCAAAUUUUCACAGUGCUCCACGUCCAGUACCUGCAGCGAAGCCAAGCGCGACACGGCCACGGGCAGCUUGAGCAGCAGCGGCAGGUGUUUGAGGCUGAGAUUGAGGAGAGAGGAGAGAUUGCCGAAUCCAUCCUCUGGUAA
Messenger RNA from Closterium sp. NIES-65, 7350 nucleotides. NCBI's taxonomy places the organism in Eukaryota, Viridiplantae, Streptophyta, Zygnematophyceae, Desmidiales, Closteriaceae. The record is from the annotation of a GenBank genome assembly.